AUGGCAAGUUUAAUCACAGCUGCCACAAAGGUUGGUCAUGUUAGAGUUGGAAUUUCCAGAAGAAGCACUUGGAAUCCUAGGCUGUUUGUGGCUGGAGCCCCAAGAUUUAUUCAGGCGGGAAAAUUCAAUAGAAACCAAUUAUCAGUUGUUACGUUAGGUUUGCGAGAGAAAGUUUGUGAGAUUCGUUUGUCAGUCAUUAAGAAACCCAAGGUGGCAAGCAUUGGUGCAGCCUUGGAAACAAAGCUCGUGGGUGGCGAGCAUUUACGCAACCUUGGAAACGAAGAUGAAUCAAAAUGCAAAGAAAUGGCUGGACAGGUGGGUGAAACAGCACAGGAUGUUUCUGAGAAGGCAAAACAAACACUGGAAGGACCAUGGGGUUCAGCUAAGGAUACAACUCAGAAAGCUAAAGAAUCAUUGAUGGGCAAUGCUGAAGCGUCCAAGGAAACCGUCAAACAACAUGCUGAGGAAGUGAAGAAAAACAUGAACAUGAAGAACUGA
Messenger RNA from Pistacia vera, 498 nucleotides. RefSeq lists its product as uncharacterized. Lineage: Eukaryota; Viridiplantae; Streptophyta; Magnoliopsida; Sapindales; Anacardiaceae. Bases 1 to 498 code for a protein of 165 amino acids. The transcript is spliced from 4 exons. The record is from RefSeq and is a predicted model, not a curated record.